This is a messenger RNA of Trachymyrmex septentrionalis, 1455 nucleotides long. RefSeq names its product homocysteine S-methyltransferase YbgG-like. Bases 280 to 1248 code for a protein of 322 amino acids. Gene Ontology annotation, molecular function: zinc ion binding; S-adenosylmethionine-homocysteine S-methyltransferase activity. The record is from RefSeq and is a predicted model, not a curated record. The transcript is spliced from 2 exons. NCBI's taxonomy places the organism in Eukaryota, Metazoa, Arthropoda, Insecta, Hymenoptera, Formicidae. Gene Ontology annotation, biological process: S-methylmethionine cycle.
AGAAUUAAUUUGAUUUGAUUUGAAAUAAUCCAAAUAUCCUUCGUACUUUCGCAUUGUCUGUUCGCAUCAGUUAGUACUAAGAAAUAUCAGUGCACUUGAUAAUGAGCCAAUUUUCGAUCGGUUUUUUUAAAUUAAUAGGAGAGAAUUUCAAAGUGUCCUUUACGGAAGGGAGAAUUCUCUUUUUAAAAUCGUGCAAAUCCAAGUGAUUUUGACACGUGAUAUUAAAACACGUUGACGUACACGUUGAUAUACUUGAAUCUACAACCAUCCAUAUCAACAAUGAUGGAACAUUGUCAAAAUGCUGUUAAGAUCCUGGACGGCGGUUUUUCCGGGCAAUUGUCACGGCAUGUGAGUGCAAAAAUCGAUGGUGAUCCGCUGUGGACAGCGCGGUUCCUUAAAACCAAUGUCGAUGCCAUAUAUGCCACACACUUGGAUUUUCUACGCGCCGGUGCCGACAUUAUCGAGACUAAUACCUAUCAAGCGUCCGUACCUGGUAUGAUGAAGUAUCUAAAGAUAAGUGAACAUGAAAGUUUGGACUUGCUCAACACAUCUGUAAACUUAGCUAGGAAAGCUGUAGAUGAUUACAUUCAGGAAAAGAGCAUCUCCUUUGAGUCGAGACCUAUGGUCGCUGGAUCGUGCGGUCCUUAUGGCGCUUAUCUACACAAUGGAUCUGAAUAUACCGGUUCCUACGGAAAGAAUAUAUCCCGACAAGAACUAAUUGAUUGGCACAGGCCGCGCGUUAAGGCGUUAUUGAACGCUGGUAUUGAUCUUCUAGCUUUCGAAACUAUACCCUGCGUCGAGGAAGCGGAAGCCAUUCUAGAGUUGCUGAAGGAGUACCCACAUGCCCGUGCUUGGCUCUCGUUUUCAUGUCGAGAUGGUCAAUUCAUGUCGGACGGCAGCGUAUUCCAAAAUACAGCUGUGCGUUGUUACCGCACUUUGCCAUUGCAGAUUGUCGCAGUUGGCGUCAAUUGUAUCGAUCCGAAGUACGUGACUCCUUUACUGAAGGGUAUCAACGAAAGCGCUUCAUCGGAGCAGGAUUUCAUUCCCCUGAUAGUGUAUCCUAACAGAGGUGGCAGCUAUUCUACAAGCGGCGAAUGGAUCGCGGUCAAAGACGAUCAUUCUCUGAAUCUGCCUAUAUCAGAAUGGUUGGACCUAGGAAUUCGUUACAUCGGCGGUUGCUGCAAGAUCUUCGCAGAGGACAUUAAGCUAAUUCGAUCGGAAGUAAAUCGACAUAACAAGAAAUUUUGAAGUGAUGCCAGCAACUUCCAAAUAUAUUUUUUACAGAUAUUUUACAGAUAUUUUACAGAUUUUUACACAUAUACGCGCUGUUUAAAACCAGGGGUUACAAACUCCUAUUGUUCUCGCGGCAUCUGGAUUAAAAUCUGAGUAUGCGUCGUCCAUUUUAUCGAAUGUAAUAAUUUUUAUAUUAAUUUUUCGUAUAUGUUACCGGUAUUA